UAUUGAAAUCGAAAAUGAUUUUUGAUUAUAGUCAUUAUUUUAUUUUAACAAUAUUUAUUCCAUUAUGUUUUUGUUACAAUUUUCGUAAUACAUUUAUAAAAUUAAAUGAUAAUGAAAAUGAUCGACCUCAACAGAUACACAUUUCUUUGGGAUCCAAUAAGAAUGAUAUUAUAAUAACAUGGACAACGUAUUCAUCAUGCAAUCAAACAGUAGUAAAAUAUGGCAUUGAACCAAAUCAAUUGAAUCAAAAUGCAAUUGGCAAUUGUAAUGAAUUUAUUGAUGGUGGCCCAAAACAACGAAAACACUUUAUUCAUCGUGUUCGUUUGUCCGAUCUUAAACCAUCUAUGCGUUAUUAUUAUCAAUGUUAUUCAUCAGAUGGAUUUCAAACACUUUCAUCAACAAUGUAUAGUUUUAAAACACAAAACCCCGCUAAUGAUUGGAAUGCACGUUUAUUAAUUUUUGGUGAUUUAGGAUUAGAAAAUGGCCAAUCUAUACCACGUAUUAAAAAAGAAAUUGAUGAUAAUAAUGUUGAUCUAAUAAUACAUGUUGGUGAUUUCGCCUAUGAUCUGGAUUCGAAUGAUUCGUAUGUAGGUGAUGAAUUUAUGAGAAUUAUCGAACCUAUUGCUGCCCGUGUACCAUAUCAAACUUGUCCCGGCAAUCAUGAACAUAAAUAUAAUUUUUCCAAUUAUAUUAAUCGUUUUACAAUGUACGAUAUGAUAGAUGGCAAUAUUAAUAAUCAUUAUUAUACGUUCAAUGUUGGACCAAUACAAUUCAUAGCAUUUUCAACAGAAUUCUAUUUUUUCAUUCAAUUUGGUUUUGCACAAACAUUUCGUCAAUAUCAUUGGCUUGAAAAAACAUUGAUUAAUGCGAAUAAAAAUCGUCAUGAACGGCCAUGGAUUAUAACAUUUGGUCAUCGACCAAUGUAUUGUGGUAAUAAUAAUUAUGAUGAUUGUACUCGAUUCGAAUCAAUCAUUCGAAAAGGAUGGCCAUAUGUUGGUUUAGGAUUGGAAGAUUUAUUUUAUAAAUAUGGUGUUGAUAUGGAAAUUUGGGCACAUGAACAUAGCUAUGAACGUAUGUGGCCUGUUUAUAAUGCUACCGUACAAAAUGGUACUGUUGAUCCAAAUAAUCCAUAUGAUAAUGCAAAAGCACCGGUACAUUUAAUAACUGGAUCGGCAGGUUGUAAAGAACGUUUAGAUCCAUUUCGAUUACCAUUACCAUGGAGUGCUAAACGUAUUGUCGAUUAUGGUUAUACAAAAUUAACAAUUAUUAAUCGUACACAUCUUUAUAUUCAACAAAUAUCUGAUGAUCUGGAUGGUAUGAUUGUAGAUUCAUUUUUAAUGAUUAAAAAUCAUGAUUUACCCGUUUGGCUACGUUAAUAAGAAGAAGAAUUUUUAUAUCCAGAAUAAUUCAAAAAUAAAAUAAAAUAAAAUCCAUUAUUAAAUCUAGAAUUUUUUUUUAAUUAUUGUAAUUAAUCAGUUUGAUUCCAUUUGGUUUAAUGAUAAUUAUAAUA
Dermatophagoides pteronyssinus (European house dust mite) is the source of this 1510-nucleotide messenger RNA. RefSeq names its product acid phosphatase type 7-like. The record is from RefSeq and is a predicted model, not a curated record. Gene Ontology annotation, molecular function: acid phosphatase activity; metal ion binding. NCBI's taxonomy places the organism in Eukaryota, Metazoa, Arthropoda, Arachnida, Sarcoptiformes, Pyroglyphidae.